AAAUGGAUCCUAUUGGUUCCAAUAUCACUGAAAAUAGCUAACCUAUUAUUUCCUUCUUUGGUGUACAAAAUUACACGUUCGUUGUUUCAAGAACUGUGAAUAAAAUGGCGAGUGCAGCUAUAGCAGCAGGAAUUGGACUUGCUGUGGUGGGUUUUACCGGUCGUUAUCUGCUCAGGAGAAUGCCAAAUUUGUCAAUGAAGAUGGCAGAAACAAUAAAGAAGCUAGAUUCUCAGUCACUAGCGAACAGCAAGUAUUACAAAGGUGGUUUUGAUUCAAAAAUGACCAGGCGUGAAGCUAGUCUCAUUCUAGGAGUGUCGCCCACAGCUAGUAAAGCAAAAGUAAAGGAUCAAUUUAAAAAAGUAAUGUCUGUCAAUCAUCCAGAUCGUGGUGGCUCGCCAUAUAUAGCUGCCAAAAUUAAUGAAGCAAAAGACAUGCUUGAAAAAUGAUAAUAGAAUAUUAUAUAGUUCUUAGAGUAGCAUGUAUUUGUUUUAAAUUAUAUUUAGGAACCAAAUUUGAAUGUACAUAUUAAUAUUAUAUUUUGCCUAUCUAUAAUAAAUUAGCUAUUUUUAUAGCUAUA
Molecule: messenger RNA, 577 nt
Organism: Dinoponera quadriceps
Lineage: Eukaryota; Metazoa; Arthropoda; Insecta; Hymenoptera; Formicidae
Product: mitochondrial import inner membrane translocase subunit TIM14
Exons: 3
Coding region: 105-446 (113 amino acids)
Biological process (GO): protein import into mitochondrial matrix
Cellular component (GO): PAM complex, Tim23 associated import motor
Molecular function (GO): ATPase activator activity
Source: RefSeq, a predicted model, not a curated record